Molecule: messenger RNA, 1148 nt
Organism: Gossypium arboreum
Lineage: Eukaryota; Viridiplantae; Streptophyta; Magnoliopsida; Malvales; Malvaceae
Exons: 3
Coding region: 351-908 (185 amino acids)
Source: RefSeq, a predicted model, not a curated record
CCGUUAAAUGAACCGGUUUCCAAUCCCACCCCUUCUAAGAAUUUGUAAUUAUACCAAAUGCUUCCAACAUAUUCUAUGAUUUAAAAAUAAAAAAGGUCAGAUCCCCAUUUUCAAGCUAAGGUGAGGUGUCAUUUUCUUCUGAAAAUAAAAUUUACGAAAAAAAAGGGGAGUUUUUUAUAAUAAAAAAAUCAUUUUAAUCAUUUAGUUUGCUUCUUCAUCACUGAAAGUGAUUUUUUUGCAUAUUUAGAGAGGGAGAGUUUGAGAGAGAAAGAGCAAAACAAAAAGAAGAAGAAAAAAAAAAAGCAGAAGAUAAUAUUGGGUUAUUGUAGCUAGCUAGCUCCACAUUGUCUAUGGCUUCAAAGCUUCUUUUGAUUGCUGUCUUUGUUCUUGAUCUCAUUGCUUUUGGUUUAGCUGUGGCAGCUGAGCAAAGAAGAAGCACUGCCAAGAUUGUCCAAGACAGUGAAGUUAAUUAUAACUAUUGUGUCUAUGACUCAGACAUAUCAACAGGCUAUGGUGUUGGUGCAUUUUUGUUCCUUAUGGUUAGCCAAGCCCUUAUAAUGGCUGCAAGCAAAUGCUUCUGCUGUGGAAAGGGUUUAAACCCCAGUGGUUCAAGGGCCUGGGCAGUCAUCCUUUUCAUAGUCUGCUGGUUGUUUUUCCUGAUUGCUGAGAUAUGCUUGCUGGCUGGAUCGGUGAGAAACGCCUACCAUACCAAAUACCGAACCAUUUUCAGCGAGCAGCCUCCCUCUUGUGAAACUGUGAGGAAAGGUGUGUUUGGUGCAGGGGCAGCUUUCAUUUUCUUAAAUGCCAUUGUCAACAAGUUCUAUUAUAUUUGCUAUUCAAGUGCUAGGGACAAAAGCUUCCAAGCGUACGGUGGAGAGACCGGUGUCGGUAUGGGCACAUACAAAUAAACAAGCCUGCAAAUUUGGGGUUUCUAUCUUAUUACAGUAGAUAUGGCCACAUAGACUCCAUUGUCUGUUUUUAUUUUUAGUUGCAUUUUCAUGUGCUAAGGGUUCAACAUAGGUGAUAGGUUGUAUUUUGUAUCAGAUUUAUGUCUUCAUUUUAUUUCCCCUUUUUUUCCCAUUCCAAUUGAAGUUUCUUGUAUACAUUAUACAUACCAAUAACAAAAAAGAUUCGUGUUGAUGUUCCAA